This is a messenger RNA of Triticum turgidum subsp. durum (durum wheat), 1611 nucleotides long. NCBI's taxonomy places the organism in Eukaryota, Viridiplantae, Streptophyta, Magnoliopsida, Poales, Poaceae. The record is from the annotation of a GenBank genome assembly.
AUGGGGCUGCCGGCACUCAAUCGGCUCAUGUCUAUGCAGCGCGAUCGGCGUCGCCGGCCAACUCAAGGCCGCAAUGGACUGGUGACUUCAUCCCUGGCUAAAAGGAAGGACUCACCCUGCAUACAUGAUGAAAAUUCUCGACUUGAUAAAAAAUCGAGAUAUUCAGGACCACCCCUUCUAGAGGACAUUUGGCAUCAUAUACAUUCUCUGCUUCCUCUGCGAGAUGCUGCACGUGUUGCCUGCGUGUCUCAUUCAUUUAGAAGUUCUUGGAGUUGUUUUCCCAAUCUCAGCUUAACUAGGGAAACACUGGGUUUGGAUAACGGGGUGGAUGGAUUGUCAUGUCCAUGUGAAGUAGCGAUGGAUCUUGCAAGGAAAACCGACCAUAUUCUAAAAAACCACUCAGGCAUUGGCGUUAAGGCACUCAAGCUUGAAAUAUGUGAUUUCCCCUUUUUCAACACCUCCUGUGAUCUCGAUCGUUGGCUUCAUAUUGCUGUCAAACCAGGGAUUGAGGAACUUAACCUCCGGCUUAUUGAAUCUCGUGCAUCUCUUUGUCGAGAAAAAUCUCAUGCGGCUCUUUGUCGAAAGAUAUCUCAAAAAUCACAUGCAACUGUGUACAACUUUCCAUGCUCACUUUUAGAUGGGAGUGGCAAGUCGAUCCAGCAGCUUUAUCUCAACAACUGUGCCCUCCGUCCCACGGUUGCACUUGGCCGCUUAAGAAGCCUGACUAGUCUAAAUUUUUUUUUUGUGCGUAUUACAGAAAAUGAGUUAAGGUGCCUUUUUUCCAGUUCAAUUGCUUUGGAGAAACUGACACUCAGGUCCUGCGAUGAAUUAUUUUUCCUGGAGAUACCUAGCCUGUUGCAGCGGCUUAGCCACCUGGUUGUCGAGGAGUGUACAAAUCUGGAAGUGAUAAAGAGCAAAGCCCCUCAUCUGUACAGUUUUGGAUAUCGUGGUACCCUAGUACGACUAUCUCUUGGUGAUUCAUUGCAAAACCUAUACAUUGAUGCUUCAGAUCAGGACGUUGUUCAUCAUGCUUGUGCCGAUCUUCUGCACGUGGUGCCAAAUCUUGAAGCUCUUGAAAUAUCUUCAUAUUAUCCGAUGGAUACACUGGUGGUACCUGGCAAAUUUCUCCACCUCCAACGACUAUGUAUUGGGUUUUUUACCCCAGACUAUGACUAUUUGUCUCUGGUUUCUUUACUCGAUGCGUGUCCUUCCUUGGAGACUUUUGUAUUGUCCGUAGAGCCAGAUCGCGUGAGGAAAGAAUCAGUUUUAGGAAAUUCUUCUCAUAAUCUAAUCCAGAUGCCAGGCCACAUGCAUAGGAACAUAAAGGAUGUGCAUAUCAUUGGCUUCUGUUAUGCAAACAGCAUGGUUGAGCUAACAUGCCAUAUACUUGAGAAUGUGAAGUCGCUUGAGUACCUUACACUGAGCAUCUCUGGGGAUGAUGAAAUUUUGUGUUCUAAAAGUGAAAAUGGUAUAUGCCUUCGAAUGAACAAGUAUAUGAGGAUGGAAGCCCGCAAAGCACUCUUGGCCGUGGAAAGACACAUUUUGGGGAAAGUUCCAUCUACCGUAGAGUUAGAAGUUGUGAAGCCUUGCAGCCGGUGCAAUACUCUUUAA